Molecule: messenger RNA, 1008 nt
Organism: Homalodisca vitripennis (glassy-winged sharpshooter)
Lineage: Eukaryota; Metazoa; Arthropoda; Insecta; Hemiptera; Cicadellidae
Product: ATP-binding cassette sub-family C member 2-like
Exons: 6
Coding region: 1-933 (310 amino acids)
Biological process (GO): transmembrane transport
Cellular component (GO): membrane
Molecular function (GO): ATPase-coupled transmembrane transporter activity; ATP binding; ATP hydrolysis activity
Source: RefSeq, a predicted model, not a curated record
AUGAGCAAGUUAUGUCCCAGACUGUCAAAUGCUUUAGAAAAAUCUAAGAACAAAGCUGUGGUCAAGUUUCCUUCUUCCAACUGGUCUAUUCACCUUCAACCUUAUGAUGGCUGUAGUGGUGGAUCUUCCAGGUAUCGUUUCACGUUCGUUUGGUGUGUUUGUUCUUCUCUCGACGAGCGCAAUGUUCUCACUCCUGAGAUCGCAUUCGUUGCCUGUGCACUCUUCAACGUCAUGAGGUUCCCCAUCUACUACACACCAAUGAUGGUCCAGUUCAUUAUACAGUUUUUGGUUGCAUUGAAGAGAAUAAAUAAAUUCAUGAAUGCAGAUGAGCUGGACUUUACUUCAGUCUCUCACGAUACAAACAAAAAGGAACCGUUAAUUAUAGAAGAUGGGACAUUCUCAUGGGGUACUGAGGAAGAUGACAAGCCUGUUUUGCGCAAUAUCACACUGAAGGUACAGCCUGGACAGUUGGUAGCAGUGGUGGGGGCCAUUGGUGCUGGCAAGACUUCCCUUAUAUCUGCCUUCAUGGGCGAAAUGGUCAGGAAUUCUGGUUAUGCCAAUACCAAGGGAAGAAUAGCAUAUGUAGCGCAACAGGCUUGGAUCCAGAAUGCAACAGUCAAAGACAAUAUUGUGUUUGGAAGCAAUUUUGAUGAAAAACAUUAUUUCAAAACAGUAAAGAACUGUGCCUUAGAACAAGACUUCAAGAUGCUGUCUGGAGGGGACGCCACAGAGAUAGGAGAAAAGGGUAUCAACCUGAGUGGAGGACAGAAGCAGAGAGUGAGUCUAGCACGAGCAGUGUACAGUGAUGCAGAAAUCUAUCUGAUGGACGAUCCACUCAGUGCGGUCAAUUCUCAUGUCAAUCAAUACAUUUUUGUGAUUGUCAUUGACUUAACCAAUGUAACUGAAUGUUGUGCUUGUAGGGUAUCAACCUGAGUGGAGGACAGAAGCAGAGAGUGAGUCUAGCACGAGCAGUGUACAGUGAUGCAGAAAUCUAUCUGAUGGACGAUC